GUAGGAAUAGCCUGAGCACGCUGGCGUAGAAGACGUGCACUCCUGAUUCCUCACCGCGCUUGCACUUGUUUUCUUCCACGCACCGCAAAAAUGCUCCUCUCCUCCUCCCGACCUGUUCUGGGUCUACGGAAAUGCUCUGCAGCCAUCUCGUCGGUGCGGCCAGUACUUCCGGUGGGCCGGAGGGCGCUGCGUCUGGUUGCGCAGGCCACGCAAGAGGGGCCCGCUCCUGAGCAGCCGCAAGGAAUUCCCAUCAUCCGUGAGGAAGUGCCUGGCGCGCAAUCCAUCAUGCGUGCCGCGCGCGAGGGCAGGCUGGAUGACGACGAGGAGCCCAACCUGUCGCCCAGCAGCCUGGCCAUGGUUCGAGAGGAGGAUGAGCUGUCAGAUGGCUCCAAAACCGCUGUGGAGAAGUUCCUUUACCCCGACCCCGAGGAGAUGCCUCAGGAUAUGACCAUGCCGAUCUGGGAUCACCUGGAGGAGUUUCGCGAGCGCGUGUUUGUGGCCGGCAUCGCGGCGGCCUUGGCCAUCGUGUUUUGCUUUGUGUUCAGCAAGGAGCUAAUCGUGUUCUUGGAGGCGCCGGUGGCGGACGCGGGUGUGCGCUUCCUGCAGCUCUCACCCGGAGAGUUCUUCUUCACCACCUUCAAGGCCUCGGGCUACGCGGGCCUGCUGCUGGCCGCGCCCACUGUGCUGUACGAGAUCACCGCCUACGUGGUGCCCGGCCUCACCAAGAGCGAGCGGGCCUUCCUGGCGCCCGUGGUGUUCGGCAGCAGCACGCUGCUGCUGUUCAGCUAUGAGGUGCUGACGCCGGCCGCACUCAACUUCUUUGUGAGCUACGCGGACGGCGCGGUGGAGAGCCUGUGGAGCAUCGACCAGUACUUUGAGUUCGUGCUGGUGCUCAUGCUGUCCACCGGCCUGUCGUUCCAGGUGCCUGUGCUGCAGGUGAUGCUGGGCCAGCUGGGCAUCGUGACCAGCGAGCAGAUGUUCUCCAUCUGGCGCUACGUGGUGGUGGGCUCCACGGUGGCGGCGGCGGUGCUCACGCCCUCCACAGACCCCUUCACGCAGGCGCUGCUGGCCAUCCCGCUGGUGGGGCUGUACAUGGGCGGCGCCUCCGUGGUGCGGCUCAUCGAGCAGGGCCGCGGCCAGACAGUCGCCAACUCGGCGUAAUGCUGAGAGGUGCGGCGUGUGUGUUGGAAACGUGUGUAAAUGUUGUGUGAGAGCGGCUGUUGGUGUCCGGUGUGUGAUGUGUGGCUGGUCAAGCGUGGAUGUCCUUGGUGUGGCGUAAGUGUGAGAUGUGGGGGGGGGCGAGUGCAGUGGCAUUGCGGUUGGCGCAGUGUGGUGCGGGAGCGCUGGUGGGCCCAUGAUGGGGGUCCGAGUGUUGAGGCUGUGUGUUUGGAUGGUUUCAGGACGCGGCGCAUAGGCAGUAGCCGGUGUUUUGAUGGAGCAGGGCUGAGAUAGAGGUUACGGUUGGUGCAGGGGGUACAGCUUUGUGGUUUGCGUUUGCAUGUGAAGCGGGCAAAUGUAGGGGUGCGGCCUGGGGCUAGGUGGUCCAGACAAGAGUACGUCUGAGUGCAGAGGCCUUGCCAUUUGCGGCAGGCGGCUGUCAAUGGCUCGUGGCAUUCUGCUCGUGUUGUCAGCAUAUGCUAUACUGAAUAAUAUGGCGCGAGCAUGCUGAUUUGUUAAUGUUUCGUAUUG
Molecule: messenger RNA, 1689 nt
Organism: Chlamydomonas reinhardtii
Lineage: Eukaryota; Viridiplantae; Chlorophyta; Chlorophyceae; Chlamydomonadales; Chlamydomonadaceae
Exons: 6
Coding region: 91-1161 (356 amino acids)
Biological process (GO): protein transport by the Tat complex; intracellular protein transmembrane transport
Cellular component (GO): membrane; TAT protein transport complex
Molecular function (GO): proton motive force dependent protein transmembrane transporter activity
Source: RefSeq, a predicted model, not a curated record